CUAAUUAUAUUAACCAAUCAUAUGAGUCCUGGAGGGUGUUGGUGCAGAAUAACAGCAGGAUGGUGAGAAAGUAUUCUGUGGUAAAGUCAAAGUGACCAAAUCUAAUCUUCUGGCAAAGAAUAAAGACAAGUACUCCUUUACAGUUUACAGACAUGGAUAGUUGCUUAAAACUGAUUCCUCGUAACUGUUACAAUACGUACAGUUCAGUAGUUCUUGCUUUGUUUGUAGCAAUUGGCGUGGUUCUGGUUGCAAUCGCGAGUGAUAACGAGUCGAAAUCAAGUCUAGAAUGUGACCUCACAAGCUCUUUAUUCAAGGGGAAGUACAUUGAAACACAAUGUCGUCUUCAAUAUGCCCAAGAAUUCCUCCCUUCGUUAUCUCUCAAUGUCCAGAUUGUGAUAAGUUUUGGACUUGUCGUUGUAUGUAGUGUCGUGUACGGUUACCUGGUGAAACAUAGAGUGGACAUGUUCACAAAUAAUCCAAACACAACGACGAACGAGGGCGUAGAAGAAAGUCAGCCAUUGUCUGAGGCAUCGCCAGCCACACCAGUGGCCUAUCAAGUGACACUCGUUGAGAUUGUUUAUCUGUUGUGGUCGGCAUGGAAGAGGCCCACUUUUCAUACUGAUCAGGAGUUUAUUAACGUGUACCUUCUACGAAAACGAACCAAAACAAUCCUAGAAAUAACUAAUCUGAUUCGGGAAGGACAAUCCAAUAAUUUGUUUAAUGUGAGUCAAGGCUUUAGAAGGAAACGAAACCUGGAUGAAAUUUAUAUCAAUGUUAUAAUUCAAGAUGGAAGGGAUUCUAGAAGUGAAUUUAUGAAGAAAGGUAGACAUGAGAUUUAUGACAUUCAAUUGGAAAAGCCCCCCAGUUCAAAAGUACUUGAGAGUACAGCAGAAUUAUUUCAAGCAGCAGAAGCUGGUGAAGACCAUCCUAGAACUGUUCUUGUAGUUGGCAGACCAGGUAUCGGGAAAACUUUGCUGACUGAAAAAAUUUUUCACGAGUGGCUACGAGAUAAAAGAACUGAAUUCUGGCAUGAAAAAAUUGUACUUCUGAUUCUAUUCCGUAAUUUUAACAAGGGAGAAACAAGUUUACAAGACAUGUUACAUCAGGCUCAUGGUCUUGGAAAGUCAAUAUCAUUACCUGAGUCCAACAGCAUGUCCAUCUAUGAAUAUGUUUGCCAGAAACCAAGCAAUGCAGUCCUUGUUUUCGAUGGCUUAGAUGAACUUCAAGUAGAUGAUAAAUGUUUAACUGAUGGAAAAAUCAUAAACAACCCAAAAGAGCUUGCACAUAUUUACCUGAUUUUUAAACAGCUGGUGAAAGGCAAACUAUUACCUGGAGCCACUGUGUUAACCACAUCUCGACCCACAGCAGAACACAUCUACCAAAAUCUUGAUUUUAAAAGAGAGGUGGAGAUAUUGGGUUUUAGUGAGAAACAAAUAGAAGAGUAUGUUGGGAAAUUUUGUUAUGAUGACACACAGAAAAGUUCAGAAAUAUGGAACAUAAUCAAGAACUCUCCAGAACUACUAAGCUUCUGUUAUGUACCGGUUAACUCCUCCAUUGUGUGCUUGACAUUGCAUGAAAGCCUUUAUUUUGGUGAACAUGCAACAGAUGGAAACUACAGCAGGAUUCCCAGAACAAUAACUGAACUGUACAAAAGGGCUAUAAAGAUUUUGCUGUUCAAACACAAUUCAAAAUACCGCCAUAAAGAACCCCGAAAAAAUUACUUGACUGCAAAACUUCCAGAGCAGCUUCGAAAGGAUUUAGACAAACUGAAAGAAAUUGCAAGGGAAGGGAUGGGAAAUGACCAACUAGUUUUUGAGUUUGAUGGCAGCGAUGAAUUUAUAACUGACUUGGCAAAUUCUGGUGUAUUUAAUCAGUUAGAAGAUGAAAAUCGGUACAUCUUUUCUUUUCUUCAUCUUACAAUUCAAGAGUUUCUGGCUGCACUACAUGUGGUUGAUGAUAUUAAAAAUGUUGAAAGAUUUUUAGAAGAUCACAUUAAUGAACCCAGGUGGCAUUUGGUGAUCCAAUUUGUAGCUGGGUUACUUGGAGAUAAAAUGAGAGAGUUAAGGUCAGCAGAGCAUGAAAACAGUGAAGUAAUCGAUGAACCCAGGUGGCAUUUCGUUAACCGAUUUGUAGCUGGGUUACUUGGAGAUAAAAUGAGAGAGUUAAGGUCAGCAAAGCAUGACGACAGUGAAGUGAUUGAACGUAUAUGCAAAAGAUUUCAAGACUGGAUGCCAAAGAAACGACGUAUUGACUGGAGUAAUGACAAAAGUUUACUCGUGAUAAAAAGUGUUUGGGAAAUGCAAGAAGAUCGCGUCAUGAAAAUGAUUUCGUCGUUUGCGUCUGAGGAUGAUGACUCGUUUGCAUCUGAGGAUGAUGACUUGUUUGCAUCUGAGGAUGAUCAUGAAAGAUUUACUUUGUUUGGAUUAAAUAUUGCACCAGCAGAAUCUACGGCUUUGUUUAAAUUUUUAAGCCACAUCAAGAACUUGAAACAGCUUAAAAUCAAUGGUUGUACUGUGACGAACAUUACUAUCCGUGAAUUGGCUGAGUUUUUGAAGAAAGAUAAGCAUGGCCUGGAGAAUGACAACUGUGAACUUACUGAACUAGAUGUAAGUAACAAUACUGGUUUAACAACUGAAGGUGUUAAAUAUUUAAGUGAUGCUUUGAAGAGUGACAACUGUAAACUUACUAAACUAUAUGUAAGUGCCAAUGAUUUAAAAACUGAAGGUGUUAAAUAUUUAAGUGAUGCUUUGAAGAGUGACAACUGUAAACUUACUAAACUAUAUGUAAGUGCCAAUGAUUUAGAAACUAAAGGUGCUAAAUAUUUAAGUGAUGCUUUGAAGAGUGACAACUGUAAACUUACUAAACUAAAUGUAAGUGGCAAACAGACUAACAAGCUUGCAAAAAUAAAAUGA
Molecule: messenger RNA, 2912 nt
Organism: Dendronephthya gigantea
Lineage: Eukaryota; Metazoa; Cnidaria; Anthozoa; Malacalcyonacea; Nephtheidae
Product: NACHT, LRR and PYD domains-containing protein 3-like
Exons: 6
Coding region: 153-2912 (919 amino acids)
Molecular function (GO): protein binding
Source: RefSeq, a predicted model, not a curated record